Heterostelium album PN500 is the source of this 492-nucleotide messenger RNA. RefSeq lists its product as uncharacterized. The record is from RefSeq and is a predicted model, not a curated record. The coding region runs from base 1 to 492 and encodes 163 amino acids. Lineage: Eukaryota; Evosea; Eumycetozoa; Acytosteliales; Acytosteliaceae. The transcript has 3 exons.
AUGUUUAAACUUAUUGUAAUUUUAUCUAUAUUUGUUGCUUGUGUAAUUGCACAACCAGCAGGAACUCUUCCUGGUAUUCAAAAUGGUUACUUAAUUUUAUCAUCGACUACAGAUUAUAAUGCUGAUCAUGGAGUUCAGAAUUCAAAAUUAAACAGACCAAUUCGUGCCUGGAUUCCUACAACUACUGCUAUAAAUAAUGUAAAUCAAUGGAUAAUGGCCAGUUCAAGUGUACCUUUUGAUGUAUAUGGAAUUUCUGUCCAAGGACGUUAUGACGCAAAUGAUUGGAUCAUCGAGUUCACUAUUCAAGUCUCUCUUGAUGGUGUAAACUGGCAACAAAUUGGAUACUUCUAUUCUAAUUUGAAUGAUAGAAAUACUGUAAAGUAUAUCGAUUUCGGAGGUGCAAGAAGAGUCAGAAAUGUUAUGUUAGUGCCAAAGAACUUCAUGGGCACAGCUUAUGCACUCAGAUGGGAUGUCCUUAUGAAAAUCGUUUAA